This is a messenger RNA of Jaculus jaculus (lesser Egyptian jerboa), 617 nucleotides long. It is a transcript of the gene Atp5pf, whose product is annotated as ATP synthase peripheral stalk subunit F6. Gene Ontology annotation, molecular function: proton transmembrane transporter activity. Lineage: Eukaryota; Metazoa; Chordata; Mammalia; Rodentia; Dipodidae. The transcript is spliced from 4 exons. Bases 152 to 475 code for a protein of 107 amino acids. Gene Ontology annotation, biological process: proton motive force-driven ATP synthesis. The record is from RefSeq and is a predicted model, not a curated record.
AAAGUAGGCUAAGAAAAGAUGGCGGAAUCUUCGCCAGCGGACCCGGAAGCAUUUACCCUCUACUUCCUCCUCCUGUUUGGCUUCUGUGUCACCUACAGGCGUCCGGUCGCAGACUCUUCGAGGCGCUUCCUGUCCGUACCACAGAAUCACCAUGAUUCUCCAGAGGCUUUUCCAGCUCUCCUCUGUUGUUCGCUCGGCAGUUGCCAUUCACUUGCGGAGGAACAUUGGUGUUACAGCGGUGGCAUUUAAGGAACUUGAUCCUAUACAGAAACUCUUCGUGGACAAGAUUAGAGAGUACAAGUCAAAGCGACAGGCAUCUGGAGGACCUGUUGAUACUGGCCCAGAAUAUCAGCAAGAACUGGAGAGAGAGCUUUUUAAGCUUAAACAGAUGUAUGGUAAAGCAGACAUGAAUACGUUCCCUGACUUCAAAUUUGAAGAUCCCAAGUUUGAGGUCGUCGAUAAACCCCAGUCCUGAAGAAAGAAUGUAAAAUCAGUCCAGUAGCUUUUCAUUAUUAGUUGUAUAACUAGUAUAAAAAUCUGAAUAAACAUAACAUUUCAUAACUGUUAAAUAUUCUUUAAAUUCUGAUUCCAAAUAAAUUAUUUGGUGAUGUCAAGUA